Molecule: messenger RNA, 1485 nt
Organism: Centropristis striata (black sea bass)
Lineage: Eukaryota; Metazoa; Chordata; Actinopteri; Perciformes; Serranidae
Product: coiled-coil domain-containing protein 42-like
Exons: 8
Coding region: 487-1410 (307 amino acids)
Source: RefSeq, a predicted model, not a curated record
UGUUUUUAGGUUAGAGUUUUUAUCCAAUCAGAAUUCAGCUAUCUUAUGUUGCCAGGCUGUAUGAAAUCUGCCCGGGCCUUCAGAAUCAACAAUGCGGGCGUCUGUGCACUGUAAGUGAACGGGCAAAUACAGUUGAUAGAUAGUUGCGAUAGCCAAUCAGAUCACGAGUUGUGUCAGUAAGGCCCUCUAGCUGGCCUCACGUUGAACGUGACAUUUACGCGUCCUGUGAUUGGAUAUGGAUACUUAGUAGUUUGAGCCACGGCAGUGCUAUGCAGAUCAACAGCAUAGAUAUAUGUCUAUGAUCAACAGUCACACCCGGCCGGGACUGUUAACGACGUUUUGAGUUUUGUGUUGCCAUAGAAACCAUAGAGGUGGAGAAAAAAGCCGACUGCGGGAGGAAGAGUGAAACUUGGAAGAUAUCAGCAGGAUAGGAGACGGAAACUCGAAGAUUUGAUUAGUGAGAGCCUUCAGAAACAACAGGCAGAGAUGAAUCGGGACUCACAGAGGCCGCCUGCGGGGACCAGCCCGCUGCAGACAGGACAUGACACGAGCUUUGCCCUCUUGGAUCUGCAGCAGAAACGCAGAGAAGCAGAUUUGCUGUACGAAAAGCUCAAGGAGCGCAAACAGAAAUUGGAGAACUUACAGCAGUGUGCAGAUGAGUUGGAGGAAGAGAUAAAGAAAGUAAAGGAGUUCAGUCGUGAUACGUUGCUGAAGACUCAGGCUGCAGAUGAAGCUGCUGAUAGAGCAGAGAGGGAGAGGAAAGAGGAGAUUCGGGUGCAGGAGGAUCUGGAGAGGUUAAAGGUGGAGUGUGCCACAUUGAGGGAGACAAAUGAGGAGCUGAAGAGUCAGGUGGACAGACUCGCUUGGUCUAAGAAAUUCCUGGAACAAGUGGUCAAAAUGACAAAGUUUGAUGAUAUAGAGGCACUCACGGCUCAUUGUGAGAAUCUUCUCCACUUUCGAGACCAACUGUAUCGGAGGGAGAGUGAGGCGCUGGAGCAGGUCGACCAGGAGAGAAAAGCACUGCUGACACUGGAAGACAAGCAUCACUUCCUGCGGCUGCACAAGAACAACCAGCUGUCCAAGCUCCAGACCGAGCUGGAGGAGACACGCUCCGAAGCUCACACAUGGGAGAGAAAGUGGAACCACAUUCAGGAAACGGCAGCAAAGAAGACACUCCGACUGGGACAGAUCAAGAUAGCCACUCUCAACCUCUUUGAAAUGAUAGAUGACAAGGUAAAAGACGAGGAAGCUGUGGAUAUAAACGACACAGAGAAACAGCUGGACCAGCUCAAGAUGUUCUUCCAGGACCAUCAGGACAUGGUGAAUAAACAUCAAACUCCCUCACAGAGACAUGAUGGACAGAAAAAAGACAAGCGUGUUGUAAUUCACAGUGAAAAAAAACAUAGUUAGAAAUGCCUUAAACAUACCUUUCCCUGCUGCUUUAAAACUGAACAAGUAUUGAAUAAACUCUGCAAUUUAAAUGAA